Molecule: messenger RNA, 459 nt
Organism: Ambispora leptoticha
Lineage: Eukaryota; Fungi; Glomeromycota; Glomeromycetes; Archaeosporales; Ambisporaceae
Source: the annotation of a GenBank genome assembly
AUGGCACUAAAUCGACAAGUUCGUAGCAACAAAGAACUGGUAGAAGAACUUCAAAAUAGAAUUGCAACCAAUUCAUUAAGUAGAAGUGAGAUCGAUGAAGAAUUAGGAGGAAAAAUUAAAGAGUUGAGAGAGAACUUAAUUACCGGUUAUAAAAGAGUCGAAGCAAGCCAAGAAUUACAAAAAGAGUUAGAAAUUUGGGACGAAUUAGAAGAUGAUGAAUAUAACAACUUUCAGAAUUUACUUAGCAAAAGGGUGAUCGUAGCAAUAAUAACGACCAAAGAAUUAGAAAAAAUUGAACUCUUUGAGGUGCUAGUUGAAAAAACUGCUGAGAAUGGUUUAGAAGAAAACAGCAAAAUUCUCCUUAAUUAUCCUCGUGUGGUUCACAAAAAACGUCUAAAAAAUGGUUAUCUUUUAGGAAAAAUAAGUAAUGAAUUAAUGGAAAAAGUAAGAAAAGCUUGA